Molecule: messenger RNA, 1986 nt
Organism: Argiope bruennichi
Lineage: Eukaryota; Metazoa; Arthropoda; Arachnida; Araneae; Araneidae
Product: M-phase inducer phosphatase 1-A-like
Exons: 10
Coding region: 165-1139 (324 amino acids)
Biological process (GO): positive regulation of G2/MI transition of meiotic cell cycle; positive regulation of G2/M transition of mitotic cell cycle; G2/M transition of mitotic cell cycle
Cellular component (GO): cytoplasm; nucleus
Molecular function (GO): protein tyrosine phosphatase activity
Source: RefSeq, a predicted model, not a curated record
UUCGUGAGCAGAGAAAGCGCGUCUUCCAAUCUCUCACAUACAAAGCAAAUUUGUAAACAGUAUUAUCUUGUGCUAAAAGUUUGAAAACUGUUUUUAAGGAUCAUUUUAGCUUGAUUUUUGAAUGUGAUUCGUUAUUAAUAGUUGUGAAAGUAAUAAAAUAAGAAAUGGACAGAUCUAAUAAAAACAAGGAAAACAAAUCCUUCUGUAAACAUAAAUCAAUCAGCAGCUAUUUUAAGGUAUCAAAACGAUUAUUCGAACCAAAUAAGCUUGAGUGCACUUCACCAUCAUCUAAUUUAAUUCAACCAUCUUCUCCAGCAUGGGCACAAGAUGAUAGUCCUUAUUUAUACGAAAUUCGAAAAAAACAUUUAGCUUCGAAAUGUUCUGCUGAGGCGAUGUCAACUCCUUCAAGCAGUGCCCUUGACGAAACUCCUCUUAAAAGAUCUGGUAGCUCAACAAAAUUGAGAACUUGUCUUUCUACCAGUAUUAUGGAGAUCAGCAGUCAGGUUAUUAUGGAGAGUCCCAAAAGUGCUGUAAUGAAAAUAGUUGAACAAGUUAUGGAUAUUGAAGAGGAAGGAACAUUAUCUGGAGACUUUUCUCAGAAAUGUAUUUUACCUGUUAUAAAGGGAAGACAUCCUGAACUGAACACCAUAACAGCUGAAACGGUUGCAUGGUUAUUGGUUGCCAAUCAUAAUUUUGAUGUCACCAUUAUUGACUGCAGAUAUCCUUAUGAAUUUAAUGCUGGUCAUAUUAAGAAUGCCAUUAAUUUGUUUUCUCAAGAAAAUGUGGAUGAAGACUUUUUCAACUCUGAUGUUACUAAAUUGUAUGAUGGUAAAAGGAUGAAAAGUGAGAGAUUGUUAAUCUUCUAUUGUGAAUUCUCCUCUGAACGAGCUCCAAACAUGAUGCGCUUCAUACGAAACAGAGACCGAUUUUUGAAUGAUGGCCUUUAUCCAUUUGUGUAUUAUCCUGAAAUGUAUCUCCUUGAUGGAGGGUAUAAAUCUUUUUAUGCCAGUUUCAAGGAACUUUGUGAACCUCAAAAUUACAAACCAAUGUUGGCCAAAGAAAAUGCUAGGGAUUUAGUUUAUUACAAAAGUCUCUGUAAGAGCUGGAAUUUCAAGCAGCAGAAGGAAGACAAAUGGUAAACUGAAAAGAAACUUAAUAUUGGAUGGAAGUGUGUUACUAUGCAUGAGUAGUUUUUCUGAGGACUGAACAUCCUAGUUAUUUUGUGAACUCAUUAUCACCAUGCUGUUCCAUUUGAAGUUAGUCAUUACUUUAUCAUAGUCAUACAUUGCAUUUAUGAAAAUGCUGGAUGAUGUUCUACUUGAAAAGGAAAGGUAUCAGGAGAUUGCAAAUUAUUUUGACUUAUGAAGCACUUUUGCUCCGUUAAUAUUUUAUACUGUUAUUGUGUUCUGUAAAUAUGAUGACUUGACUCAAAACUCAAACAUACAAGACUAUAAUUUACAAUAAGACGAAAUGUUACUUUCUGAGCAUUUGAAAUCCAUUUAUAUAUAUAUUUUUAAUUAUAGCUUAAGAUGUUCUUUUUAAAUGUGAAAUUGAAGAAAUGGAACUAAUCUCAAAAGUUGCCACUUGAAGCCUUUUAGAAAUUGUUGAAUAUUUCUGCUCAAUUCACAUUUAUUUCUCAAGAAAUCAGUAGAUUGUAGUUAACAAAUUCAAGAAAAUUAGUCUUAAUUUGUCUCAUGUAAAUCAGUUGAUUGCAAUUAGAAAAUUCAAGAAAAUUUAUCUUAAUUUGUAACAUGCAAUUGAAGUUAGAGAAUCAUUUCUAGUUUAAGCAAGGAUGUGUUAUAAUUUUGUACUAGUCUAGCAAAUUUAUUUGAAAUGUAUGUCUGUCAUCCGUAUUAAUGUCUAUUAGCUUUGAUAUUGUUAUUUUUCUUUGUAUAUCAUCUUCUUAGGUACCUCUUUUAUAUUAGUUAUGUAAAAAAUUCUUAAACGAAGUCUGAAGCUAACUUAAUAAUAUUAAAUGAUGAUAAU